AUGUCUGAACCAGAAGGUUUCACCAAAGUCAGCGAGGACGCACACAGACUGUCGGAGCUUAUCAAUGCCAACCCCUAUGGCCCCAACCCUGCGGACUUCUUGUCAAACGUGUCGUCGUUUGAAGUGAUCGAGUCCACCUUGAGAGAAGGUGAACAGUUUGCCAAUGCCUUCUUCACUACAGAGAAGAAGAUCGAGAUCGCCAAGGCUUUGGACGAUUUUGGAGUAGACUACAUUGAAUUGACGUCGCCUGUGGCUUCCGAGCAGUCCAGAAAGGAUUGUGAAGCCAUCUGUAAGUUAGGGUUGAAGGCCAAGAUCUUGACCCAUAUCAGAUGUCACAUGGACGAUGCCAGAGUCGCUGUGGAGACCGGAGUUGACGGUGUUGAUGUGGUUAUCGGUACUUCCCAGUUCUUGAGACAGUACUCGCACGGCAAGGACAUGAACUACAUUGCCCAAUCUGCCGUGGAAGUGAUUGAAUUUGUCAAGUCCAAAGGCAUCGAGAUUCGUUUCUCCUCGGAAGAUUCGUUCCGUUCGGACUUGGUGGACUUGUUGAAUAUCUACAAGACCGUGGACAAGAUCGGAGUCAACAGAGUUGGUAUUGCAGACACUGUUGGAUGUGCCAACCCAAGACAGGUCUAUGAGUUGGUCAGAACAUUGAAGUCGGUGGUCAGAUGUGACAUCGAGUGCCAUUUUCAUAACGACACUGGAUGUGCCAUUGCCAACGCUUACACAGCGUUGGAGGGAGGUGCAAAAUUGAUCGAUGUUUCUGUUUUAGGUAUCGGAGAAAGAAACGGUAUCACUCCUUUGGGAGGCUUGAUGGCCAGAAUGAUUGCUGCUGAUAGAGACUACGUGUUGUCAAAGUACAAGUUGCACAAGUUGAGAGACUUGGAGAACUUGGUUGCUGAGGCAGUUCAGGUGAAUAUUCCAUUCAACAACCCGAUUACUGGUUUCUGUGCCUUCACCCAUAAGGCAGGUAUCCAUGCUAAGGCUAUUUUGGCCAACCCAUCCACUUAUGAGAUCUUGAGUCCUUCGGACUUCGGUUUGACCAGAUAUAUACACUUUGCCAACAGAUUGACCGGGUGGAAUGCCAUCAAAUCAAGAGUGGACCAAUUGAACUUGCACUUGACCGAUGUGCAGUGUAAGGAGGUAACUGAGAAGAUCAAGAAGUUAGGAGAUGUGAGAAAGUUGAACAUUGAUGAUGUGGAUUCGAUCAUCAAGGAUUUCCAUGCCGAUGUGACCACUCCACGCAUUGCCCCAGCUAAUGGCACUCCAGUGCCUGAUCUUGAGUUUGAAGUCAAGAGACAAAAGAUCUAA
Sungouiella intermedia is the source of this 1311-nucleotide messenger RNA. The record is from the annotation of a GenBank genome assembly. Lineage: Eukaryota; Fungi; Ascomycota; Pichiomycetes; Serinales; Metschnikowiaceae.